Molecule: messenger RNA, 809 nt
Organism: Cajanus cajan (pigeon pea)
Lineage: Eukaryota; Viridiplantae; Streptophyta; Magnoliopsida; Fabales; Fabaceae
Product: protein SPIRAL1-like 5
Biological process (GO): cortical microtubule organization
Cellular component (GO): cortical microtubule, transverse to long axis
Source: RefSeq, a predicted model, not a curated record
GCUUCAUCACAACUCAAUAAAUUAAGCUGUAGUUUAUUUGUUUCCUGAAAGAAAGUAGGAGGCUGGGCACUUGGACAGUAUAUAUAUAUAUAUAUCUAGGGUUUCAGAUGUAGCAGUAUCAGAGAUCUUGAAGGGGUGUGAAUUAAAAGUGCAGUUAGCAUGAAAAGAGGUGAAAGCAGUGGUGGUGGCCAAAGCACCCUGAAUUACCUGUUUGGAUCAGAAGAGCUGCAGUCAUGUCAUCAGCCUCCACCCCCAAACCCAAAGCCACCACUUUCAUUGCCACCUUAUGGCAUUGACAAUCCCCCCAAUGCUCCUGCCUCUUCUCAAGGCCAAAACUUGGGAAACAAUAUUCUAACCAAUCGUCCUUCAACAAAAGUCAAAUCGGUACCGGGUGGACACUCCUCUCUUGGGUACUUGUUCGGAGACAAAUGAUCGAUAUGCUUUCAUUUUUAUCUCCAUCUCCCUCGUGCUGCUGCUGCCGCCUUCCGUGAAAAAGGGGAGUAUCAACAACCGAGUACUACUACAUAAUAAAAAGUAAACAAUGUCACGUGUUCAAAUUCACUUGUGUCGUAGAUUGGACGUGUGCCAUUAAUUACUGUCGUAAAAAAAUAAUGCAUCAGUGUGUGUGCUUUCUACGGUUAAUUACGUCGCUCAAGUGUGUUUGCUUUCAUAUGUACGCCUUGCAUUGCACUAAGCUCAGCUCUCUUUUUCUUGCGUAGCUUUCUCAUCUUGUUCCUAAUCUUUGGCGUACACCUUGUGCUAGGUUGGUUACAAGAUAUUAAUAAAUUUCAUUUGUCUUACUAAAAAAA